CUUGAAAGUCAGAAUUUGGCAAUAGCCAGAAAUUGUGCUGAAAUCACAGCCUGUACCAAACGCAGUGGUUACUACAACGUCACAGUACUCGUAGAAGGUUACCCAAAAUCUUACCUAGUGGAGUGUGAUGCCCAUACAGAAGGUGGUGGCUGGACGGUGAUACAAAGACGCCAGGAUGGUUCCGUUGAUUUCUAUAGGACCUGGGAUAAUUACAAAAACGGUUUUGGCAAUAUCGAGGGGGAAUUUUUCAUUGGCCUAGAUCGGCUGUAUGCUUUAACCAAUUUCAAUGGUCCCCAGGAGCUCUUGAUUUUAAUGGAAGGUAUUAACCAGACCGCGGGAAAUGCGGUCGUGUUCGCUUAUGCCAAAUAUAGCUCUUUUGCCAUUGGCAACGAAUCGGAGAAGUAUGCACUGAAGCAAACUGGUAAUUAUUCGGGAACAGCUGGUGACUCAUUGCGAUAUCAUGUUGGCUGUAAAUUUACGACAAAGGAUCAAGACAAUGACAGUGACUCUGAUGGGAAUUGUGCCGUGUUACGCUCUGGAGCUUGGUGGUACAAAAAUUGCUACGACAGUCAUCUGAAUGGGUUAUAUAACUCAAAGAAUAAAAUACUAAGUGGAAUUAAUUGGAAUACGUGGUUGGGUAACACUGCAUCAUUGACCCAUGUGCACAUGAUGAUACGCCAAGGAACAGUUUAAAUGAAUUCCUUACCCACUAACCUUGGGUGGAAUAAAAAAUAAU
Molecule: messenger RNA, 736 nt
Organism: Stomoxys calcitrans (stable fly)
Lineage: Eukaryota; Metazoa; Arthropoda; Insecta; Diptera; Muscidae
Product: ficolin-1-like
Exons: 2
Source: RefSeq, a predicted model, not a curated record